UGGUAUUUACCAUAUAAUUUCCAUAGCACAUGAACGCACCGUAAUGUAUGGUAGGUGUUGUAAAGCAGGCGGUGAUGUAAGGGCGCAGAGCUGUUUCGUCAGCUGCCGGAAAGCAAGCGAAGAAGUGGAAGCGGAAUCAGAGUUUCAUUGAUUGAGGCGCAGGCGGCGGAGCGAGCACGCUGUUCUGUCAGGCGCAGCGAGGGAGAGGUUCAUGUUUGGACUCGUGGCUUGUUUUAAAAUUUGUGGUGGUCAUUAUUGAAGUGAUGAUGGCAGACGAGAAGAUCAGUAUCGAAAGAGAGAUUUCUAACGGCCGGGCGCAUCUCUCCGAGCCGGUCGAGAAGAGUCGAGGCGCUUCAGAAACCUCCUGGGAGAAGUUCAAGAGGAUCGCGAAAGAGAACUUGCUGGUGAUGUUGACGGUGGCUGCGGUUAUCGCCGGCGUCUGUAUUGGACUCGGAGUGCGGAGCGCAGAGCUCUCCCCAGCUCAGGUGAUUUAUUUCGGUUUCCCUGGGGAGCUGUUAAUCCGCCUGCUGAAGAUGAUCAUCAUCCCGCUGGUGGUGUGCAGCCUCGUGUCCGGAGCCGCGAGCAUCGACCCGAAAGCUUUAGGGAAACUGGGCGGCUGGGCGAUGCUCUUCUUUUUAUUCACCACGUUAGUUUCAUCGGCAGUUGGUGUGAUUAUGGCGUUGAUCAUUCAGCCAGGCUCGUCUGAAGGAGCCAAGCAGAAGAUGCCUGGCAUUAAUGAGAGUAUACCCAAGAGGAAGGACGUGGUGGACUCGUUUUUGGACCUAAUAAGAAACAUCUUCCCCUCCAACUUGGUGGCUGCUGCUUUUCAGUCGUAUGCUACUGAUUAUAACUUUGUGAAACCCAACAAGACUGAUUCCAACAUCACUUUGGAAAAGGUUCCAUUUGGUACAGAUGUGAACGGCAUGAACAUUCUGGGUCUAAUUGUGUUUGCUAUGGCGUUUGGUGUGGCCUUGAGGAGACUGGGCAAGGACGGGGAGAUCCUAAUUAAGUUUUUUAACUCCUUCAAUGAGGCUACUAUGAUACUCGUAUCCUGGAUCAUGUGGUAUGCCCCGCUGGGUAUCAUGUUCCUGGUCGCUGCUAAGAUUGUUGAGAUGGAGGAUGUAGGGACACUAUUUGCCAGCUUGGGAAAGUAUAUUGCCUGCUGUAUGGUUGGUCAUGCGGUGCAUGGUCUGCUCAUCCUGCCACUAAUUUACUUUGUGAUCACACGGAAGAACCCCUACACUUUUAUCAUGGGCACGAUUACUGCUUUGGCAACUGCUUUUGGAACCUCGUCCAGUUCUGCAACACUGCCUUUGAUGAUGAAGUGUGUGGAGGAGAACAACGGUGUAUCAAAGCAUAUCAGUCGCUUCAUCCUACCUAUUGGUGCCACGGUCAACAUGGACGGAGCCGCUUGCUUCCAGUGUGUGGCUGCUGUCUUUAUUGCACAAUUAAAUGACAUUCCACUCAACUUUGCCCAGAUUAUCACCAUACUGGUGACGGCCACAGCUUCAAGUGUGGGGGCUGCAGGGAUCCCUGCUGGAGGUGUGCUAACGCUGGCUAUCAUCCUGGAGGCAGUGGGAUUGCCCACUAAAGACCUCUCUUUCAUCUUGGCUGUAGACUGGCUUGUAGAUCGCACCUGCACAGUCAUCAAUGUCGAGGGUGAUGCUUUUGGGGCAGGGCUGCUGCAGCACUUGACUGAUCGCACGAGCAAGAAUGUGGAGGUCGAGCUGAGUGAAGUACAUUUGGAAGAAGCUGAGUGUCCAGUGAAACUGAAGUACCCUCCUCUCCUUGAGGAACAUGCUGAAUCAAAAUUCCCUGGUUCUCUGACCUCUGAAAAGCAUUAUAUAUAAUGUAGACUCACACACAACGUGAUUUAUUCUUGCAUCUCUUUCAACCUGUGCUGUAAGGCAGGGGUCUUCAGUCUUCUCCACAACGGGCUAAUGUGGCUAUACGGGAGGUUUUCAUUCCAACCAAGCAGGAGCCUUGAUUUCAGUUAAUCUCCAACCAACUAUACAUAUGUACGCCCUAUUUAGCUGGAAUGAAGCCUGUAGCCAUAUCAGCCCUUGGUCGUUAAGAUGAAAGACCCCUCCUAGAAGGGAAAAGGGUAGGAUUUUAUUUAAAAAAAAAAAUCAGAAUAGAUAAUUUCACAAUGCAUCUUUCCGUUCUUGUGUACCUGGGAAAUGAGUCUGAACUGUACUAUAUAUGAAGAGAUACCAGAAGAGGACUUUUAAACAGGAUGCCAUUUCCAAAAGGAUUUUUUUCAUUGUUGGGUUGUUCUAUUGUCAAAAUUAUUUAUUUUUCUUAUUGGGAGUGAAUUUUCUUCAGAUUACUAACACCUUCUGUGCGCUUCGGCAGCGCAUUGAUACGGAGCUCAGAUAUCAAUGUGCUGCCGAAGCGCGCAGAAGGUGUUAGUACGCCUGUCAUUAUAGUGCGGACUUUCCAUAGCAUAGAAAAUCGCUACGUUUCAAUUUGUGUAACUGAACUUGUUUCAUAUCACUGGUCAUAUAAACCUAUGUAAACAGGAAAAACGCGGAAGAGUUUGGUCGCAUCUAACUACAGCCCCAAAAAAUACUGUUGGCCAUACUGAGCCUAGCUACAUUGCUAACAGGAGUGACAGCGCGUCUGACUGCGUCUGACUGACUGGGAGGUCGCGCAAAGCUCGGAUAGGUACGGAGCAGCUCGUCUCAAUUCAGAGAAGAGCAUAUUUCAUUAUGGAAGUACGGUGGACUGUUCCUUUAAAUCCUUUUCCAAUCUGAUGCAGUGAGUUAUUUUCUCAAGAGGUUUUGAAUUAACAGUUUUUCACCAAAGGUGAGGUGGAUUUCGGUGAAUAAUAUCUGAGAUGAUAAGGUUAUUAUUCACCAGCCUGAGGUGGAUAAUUUUUUAGUAUAAAUACACUGGCAUAUAUCCUCAUCUCAUUAUCUGUAGCCGCUUUAUCCUGUUCUACAGGGUCGCAGGCAAGCUGGAGCCUAUCCCAGCUGACUAC
Molecule: messenger RNA, 2983 nt
Organism: Neoarius graeffei (lesser salmon catfish)
Lineage: Eukaryota; Metazoa; Chordata; Actinopteri; Siluriformes; Ariidae
Gene: slc1a5
Product: solute carrier family 1 member 5
Exons: 8
Coding region: 264-1850 (528 amino acids)
Biological process (GO): L-aspartate import across plasma membrane
Cellular component (GO): plasma membrane
Molecular function (GO): L-aspartate transmembrane transporter activity; neutral L-amino acid transmembrane transporter activity; symporter activity
Source: RefSeq, a predicted model, not a curated record